CAACUCCGGAAAUGAAUCUGACCUCGAUGCCAUAGCCGGCGCAAUCUAAACCGCGAUCGCGACACUUGUUGCAGUGCGGUCGUGUCCCAUCACACUUGACGCGACGACGUGAGCAGUUGUGACAACCUGGACCACGGUUAAUUGAGGAAACGUAACGACCCAUGCAGACAACUGCACUGACCUGACUUCAAUUUUGGCAUGUUCCGCGCUGCAAGUUCAUGUCUCGUAUGUCGACAUGUUGAACCAUACGCCGCUUGCCCUGCAUUUACAGAACACAACAACAAAUUGUUCUUCGCUUUGGGCUUGAACACCUUCUCAGAAACGACUUGGAACGAUUGGGGGUUGACGUUAUGAGAAGGGUCCACCAGCACGCUUGAAUGACAGAUCUUGCGCCCUAUCUCGAGCGCUUAGGCCUUGAGCAAUACCUCGAUGCAUUCCUGAGUGAGGGGUUUGACACUUGGGAAACUUUGACCGAUAUACAGGAGAGCGAUUUUGACGCACUCAACGUCAAGCUCGGCCAUCGUAGGAAACUCCAGCGGGCUAUAGCAGAUUAUCGCGGCAUCCCAUAUGAGCGCCUCAUUGGUUCUCCCGCCCAGGAGCCGCUUUCGGAAGCCGCUAAGGCAGCCGAGAGCGGUGCGAAUCCAGCGUUAGCCGUAGAAAGAGCACCAGGAUUGGCUCCUGAGGCCAAGAGGAAGUAUAGACGUCACCCGAAGCCAGAUGAGAAUGCGCCUGAGCGACCCCCUUCAGCAUACGUGAUCUUCUCCAACAAAGUGCGAGAAGAGGUUAAGGAUCAAAAUCUGUCUUUCACCCAAAUUGCCAAGCUGGUCGGCGACCGGUGGCAGAAGCUAGAUCCAGGAGGUAAAGAGCCGUUCGAAGCCCAGGCCAACGCCGCUAAAGAGAGGUACAACAUACAACUGUCGACGUAUCGCAAGACGGAUGCAUACAAGGAAUACAUGCAAUACUUGGCAGAUUUCAAGAGCAAGCAUGGACAGCCCGCGGAGCCAAAAAGACCUAAACUCGAAGCUGAAUCUAGUGGGAGCAUCAUAUCAACCAAGUCAUUAGAACUCCAACCUGAAGCUGUGCCUCAGGCCUCUGGACACACUCGAGGUGGCUCUGUGGGAUCUGUUGCAUCUUCAUCGCUUACUGGCGGAGCUAUGCAAUCAACUCCUUCCGUACCCGUGAUGCCAUCGCGCCCGCCACUGCCUUCCUCCCGCAGCGGUUCGCCUCCCAUUCCUGCGACUAGAGAAUACUUCCGCCCAGGACUGUUAUCAAGCCACAGUUCUGUCUCAGAUGAGUCGACUACUGUGCGAAGUGAGUUGCCAGAACCGGUAAUGCGGACGGCAGCUCUUUCCCUGGGGGCUGGUGCCUCGGUGCCACCACCACUAUCAGCACAAACUGCCACUGCUUCGCCAACGGAAAACAUGACAACUCCCGACCAUCUCGAACGUUCUAGAAUAGCAUACUUUCUUCAACAGCAGAAUCCCCCCACACCCCCCUUCGGCCCUCAAGGAAUCAUGAGUGCCCCGGCUCACUUGUCGCCUACAAUGCAGGAGAUGACCUGGAGACAGCAGCAGCGAGGCUCCGAUCCCAGAGCAGCAUACCAGGAGAUGCCGAGGACACUGCAUGCUUCACUCCCCUACAACACCGCGACACACCAAUUCCAACACCCAUCACGAUUACCAAUGAUGUCGUCAGACCGACCACCAGACUUUUCGCAAGGCGCAAGCAUGCGGACGCUACCACCACCCCGGCCACCAUCCACCACCAGCCAAGCCUUGUCUCAAUUGGGCUCACCUUCGCUGGGCGAAGAGCCACCGUAUUUCCGACGACCUGUGCGAGAAGACGCACGACCUCAAUUAGAUCGGUCAGAGAGCGAUGCCGCCAGCACCCUGGCUGGGCUAGCAGCUGGAGUUCCCCGGUCGGACACAGCGAAACCUAUAAAGCCUCCUCCCCCACACACAGCGCCCUAG
Exophiala oligosperma is the source of this 1970-nucleotide messenger RNA. RefSeq lists its product as uncharacterized. Gene Ontology annotation, cellular component: nucleus. NCBI's taxonomy places the organism in Eukaryota, Fungi, Ascomycota, Eurotiomycetes, Chaetothyriales, Herpotrichiellaceae. Gene Ontology annotation, molecular function: protein binding. The record is from RefSeq and is a predicted model, not a curated record. Bases 378 to 1970 code for a protein of 530 amino acids. Gene Ontology annotation, biological process: regulation of gene expression. The transcript is spliced from 3 exons.